Messenger RNA from Fomitopsis serialis, 1563 nucleotides. RefSeq lists its product as uncharacterized. The record is from RefSeq and is a predicted model, not a curated record. NCBI's taxonomy places the organism in Eukaryota, Fungi, Basidiomycota, Agaricomycetes, Polyporales, Fomitopsidaceae. Gene Ontology annotation, biological process: transmembrane transport. Bases 43 to 1326 code for a protein of 427 amino acids. The transcript is spliced from 12 exons. Gene Ontology annotation, molecular function: transmembrane transporter activity. Gene Ontology annotation, cellular component: membrane.
CGCCCUUGGUCUGACUACUACCCAUCAGCUUCAGCUCUAGCGAUGAAUGGCCAAGCGGACAUCACGAACGACGUCGAGAGCAUCCGAAAGGAUGCAUUCUCCCCUUCGGUGCAAGCAGGGGACGCAACGGUCGAUGCCUCCGACAAGCGGCUGCACGAACUGGGCUACAAGAGCGAGUUCCGUAGGGACAUGUCUCUCUACGGCGUGCUCGGUAUCUCCUUCUGCGCUAUUGGAAUCCUGACGGGCAUGAGCAGCGCGUUUCAGACGGGGCUGUUCUCGAUAUGCAGUCUGUUUAUGUUCCUCAUCGCCUUGUCGCUCGCGGAGAUCUGCAGUGCAUAUCCAACCAUGGGAGGCUUGUAUUUUUGGACAGGAUGGAUAUACAGCAUAGCGAUGGUCUUCACAGGCACGUCCGGCAACCUCAGCGUCGCGCUCUACCUUGCGAGUUUGGCGGAGGUGGGGCAGGGUCGCACGCUCACGCGAGUCGAGAUCGCUGCGAUUGCCUGGGGCGUGAACAUCGCGUCUGGGAUUAUCAACACCAUUGGCACGCGCGCAAUCGGCGGAAUGAGUACAUUCAACCUGUGGUGGACACUCGGAGGGACGCUCGUGCUCGUGAUCACGCUGUUGGUGAAGGCACCGGUCAAGAACAGCGCCGAUUUCGUUUUCACGGACUAUCAGAACUUCACAGGCUGGAGUAACAAAGGCUUCGUCGUCCUGUUGGGGUUCCUACAAGCCGUCUACACCCUUGAAGGCUGCGAGACUGCCGCACAAGUCGCUGAGGAAGCCCAGAACGCGGCACUGCUUGCCCCAUUAGGCGUCGUCUUUCAAUCGUGGGCUCCUGGCUAUUGGGCUUGCGUACAUGCUCGCGCUCCUCUUCGCCGUGCAUCCAUCGCCUCUGUGCAGGGGACGUCGUUCGCGCUGCCGAUCGCGCAGCUGUACUACGACGCGGUCGGCCGCCGCUUGACGCUCAUGUUUCAUGGCGCUCUCACGAUGAUGUACGCGCUGCGCGGGACCGCGCGAUGCCCGCGAGGUCGAAGUUAUGAGUUGAACCGGUGGCAGAGCCCGUAUUGGGGCGUGUGGGUAUCAGUGUUCAUUGGAUGGUUAUCUCGUGGCGUAUAUUGGUUCAAUGCCAUCCUGUCCUCAGCAGCGAUAGCCUUUACGGUGUUCAUUUGCGUAUUGUUCGUUCUGCCGACAGCAUAUCCCGUGGACUCGCUCAACAUGAACUACGCUGUCUCGUUGUGCUGGCUCGUCUGGGGUCAUAAGCACUUCACGGGACCAGUGAGUACGCUGGCUGAGGAGGUAGAGGAAGGGGAUAGGAAGAUCGAGUAGAGGCGACUUCAAGAGUCGAGGAUUGGAUGCUGAGUACUUACGAUAGUCUUCGUCACCCUGCCAUAUCCGUGCAUUUGGGCCGUAUGUAUAGCUCGGCAGGUAUCACGCUCAAGUCGGCGCGAACAUAAUGAUCAUACUGGUUAGAAUUGUUGACGUGCACAAUCGGUAGCAUUCACCACGCCGGCGCUCUGCCUGAACGUGGAGCGACCCAUGGAUGUAGCUGAGCUGCUGACAUGC